AUGGACUUAUGGGCACCAGCGGCAUGGCCAACAGACGGCUUGGGCUUGGGCUUGGAGCCAACAGAUCAAUAUAUCGACGACAUCAUGUUGACCGAUCAUCAGCUUAUGCCACCACUAUUCUUUCAUGCAGCCCUCGGUGCUCUGCCCUCUAUUGACAGACCAUCAUUUCCCACCUCGGACCACAAUCUCCCUUUGCCCAUACACCCUAUUAUGACCAGCGUCACCCAAGUCAGAACAUGCCACUGGCAGGGAUUCUGCGACCACACCAUCUCGGCGCUAUCGCCUGGCCAUGUGAUGCAGCACCUCCAACAGUACAACCUGAACGUGGAGGCUAACCCACCCCCGGUGGGCAUAAUAACCCUUUGCUGCUGGGUCAUGCAGGACGGCACUCUGUGCGGCAGACAGGUCACCAACAGGAACCUCGGCAAGCAUGUUGCCGCCGUCCAUUUGAAGUCCACCGCACGGAAGUGUGACUGCUGUGGCCACAUUGUGUCUCGGAGUGACACACUUUGGCAUCACAUGAAGAAGUGCCAUGGCAGCAGCAACUGA
Postia placenta MAD-698-R-SB12 is the source of this 549-nucleotide messenger RNA. RefSeq lists its product as hypothetical. The transcript has 3 exons. Bases 1 to 549 code for a protein of 182 amino acids. The record is from RefSeq and is a predicted model, not a curated record. NCBI's taxonomy places the organism in Eukaryota, Fungi, Basidiomycota, Agaricomycetes, Polyporales, Adustoporiaceae.